Molecule: messenger RNA, 2197 nt
Organism: Hevea brasiliensis (rubber tree)
Lineage: Eukaryota; Viridiplantae; Streptophyta; Magnoliopsida; Malpighiales; Euphorbiaceae
Product: phosphoinositide phospholipase C 2
Exons: 10
Coding region: 203-1879 (558 amino acids)
Biological process (GO): phosphatidylinositol-mediated signaling; lipid metabolic process
Molecular function (GO): phosphatidylinositol-4,5-bisphosphate phospholipase C activity
Source: RefSeq, a predicted model, not a curated record
UUUUACAUUUUAAAGAAUUUAAAUAUUUUAUUGUAAUAUAAUAUUUUAAAGUCUAAUGUCAUUCUUUUGUCUAUUUUCAACUGAUUUGAAAAGCAUUGAAGGCUGACGAUAACAGCAAAAAACCGUUCUUCUUCUUCUGGAACUUCAGAAACCCGUGUUCAAUUAUAGACUCUGCUUAUUCUGCUUCCACCAGCGGUUCAGUAUGGCGGUUGCGGUGGCGCCGGAGGAGAUCAAGGCAUUGUUUGAACGGUACUCAGACAAUGGUAUCAUGACCAUUGAUCAUCUACGCAGGUUCCUCGUUGAGGUCCAAAAGGAAGAUAAGGCUACCACAGGCGACGCUCAGGACAUCUUUUAUCAUCUCCACGAGCUCCAACUUGGUCUCAAUUUCGAGGCUUUUUUCAAAUACCUUUUCGGCGAUAUUAACCCUCCUCUCGAUCUUAAACGUGGGGUUCACCAUGAUAUGACUGCUCCUCUGUCGCACUAUUUCAUAUUUACUGGGCACAAUUCAUAUCUAACUGGGAAUCAACUUAGUAGUGACUGCAGUGAUGUCCCCAUCAUAGAUGCUUUGCAGAGUGGUGUGAGAGUGAUUGAAUUGGAUAUAUGGCCUAAUUCCAAUAAGGAUAAUGUGGAGGUUCUUCAUGGGAGGACACUGACAGCACCUGUGGAACUUAUCAAGUGUUUGAGGUCUAUCCAGGAGCAUGCCUUUACUGCAUCUGAUUAUCCAGUUAUUAUAACUCUAGAAGACCACCUUACUCCAGAUCUUCAGGCUAAAGUGGCUGAGAUGAUCACUCAAACAUUUGGAGACAUCCUGUUUUCCCCUGGCUCAGAAUGCUUAAAGGAAUUUCCCUCCCCAGAAUUUUUGAAGAAACGUAUCAUCAUAUCAACCAAACCACCAAAGGAAUACCUCGAGGCCAAAGAAACUAAGCAUAGGGAUAGUGAAGAAGCUUAUGGGAAAGAAACCACUGACCUUAAAGGUCACAUUCAAGCUGGUGACAAGAAUGAUUUGGAUGAAGAUAGCGAUGAUGAGGAAGAUGCGGACAAAGGAAUUAUGAGGUCAACGCGAAAUGUAGUACCAGAGUAUAAACAAUUAAUUGCUAUUCAUGCUGGGAAGCCUAAAGGUGGACUAGAAGAAUGCCUGAAAGUGGAUCCAGAGAAAGUGAGGCGACUUAGCUUAAGUGAGCCACAACUUGAAAAAGCUGCAGAAACUUAUGGAAAAGAAAUUGUCAGGUUUACCCAACGAAAUAUACUUAGAGUGUACCCAAAGGGUAUUCGUAUUAACUCGUCCAACUACAACCCACUAAUUGGGUGGACGCAUGGAGCUCAAAUGGUUGCUUUUAACAUGCAGGGACAUGGAAAAUCACUUUGGUUAAUGCGUGGAAUGUUCAGAGCCAAUGGUGGGUGUGGCUAUGUGAAGAAACCAGAUUUUCUGUUGAAAUCGAGCCCACAUGGUGACGUGUUCAAUCCUAGAGUCGAGUUGCCCGUGAAGACAAUAUUGAAGGUGAAAGUAUAUAUGGGGGAAGGAUGGUUCAAUGAUUUCCAGGGCAAAAGUUUUGAUGCAUUUUCCUCACCAGAUUUUUAUGUUAGGGUAGGGAUUGCUGGGGUCCCUGCAGAUACUGUAAUGAAGGAGACAGAGACACAGAUGAACAAUUGGAUGCCUGUGUGGAAUGAGGAAUUUAAGUUCCCACUAACUGUUCCAGAACUGGCUCUGCUGCGUAUUGAAGUUUAUGACUAUGACAUGUCCGAGAAGGAUGACUUUGCAGGUCAAACAUGCCUUCCCGUGUUCGAGUUAAGAAGAGGGAUUCGAGCAGUUCCACUCUAUAACUUUGAUGGAGUGAAGUAUAAUUCUAUAAAGCUCCUUAUGGAGUUUGAUUUUAUUUAGACUAUUAUCAGUUUGCAAUUUACACGUUUGUGAAGCUAGUUCUAUAUGUUGAUGCUGUUGUGAGCUGGUGUCUGAAAACGAGCAGCUGUAUAACAGAAUAACAUCUCUGCCCUGCUGGUUUCUACCCUCAGUAAGUCUUCUCAAUAAGAUAGUGCAGUAGGCAGCAGGGUCCUGGCAAGUAUAAUUUUAUUGUAAUGCAAAUAAGAAUCUUGUGUUUUUACUGAUUCGGUUAUUACUUUUUCUAUUCAAUUUUUAGAAAUUACGUCCUGUAAAAUAUAAUUUUAUUGUAAUGUAAAUAAGAAUCUUGUGUUUUUACUA